AUGGCGCAGUUGAGCACGGGCUGCACUAUGACACUCAGCCAAAAUCACCCUUAUCGGCUAUUCGGCAAUGCCCGACAACAUCACGUGGAGGACGCGUAUUCAUUCAGAGGGGACGAGAAAAAGGUCGACAGCAAGGACGACGAGAAGAUCGUUGCCCUCGACGACAGUGAUAUCCAAAUUCUCAAGACUUAUGGACAAGGUCCUUAUGCAAAGAAAAUUCGCGAUGCUGAGAAGGAUAUUAAAGACAUUCAGGCCCGAAUAAACGAGAAAUUAGGUGUUAAGGAGUCGGAUACUGGCCUCGCCUCUCCAAAUCUAUGGGAUCUGGCUGCUGACAGACAAAGGAUGGGAGAGGAACAUCCCUUGCAGGUUGCACGUUGCACAAAGAUUAUCCAAAAGGACCCAGAGCUGGAAAAGGCAGCGAAGGCCGUCAACGCGCAAGGUGCACAGCAAGGUCAGAAGGGAGCCGACGAGCAAGACAAAUACGUCAUCAACAUCAAGCAGAUUGCUAAAUUUGUAGUUGGACUUGGGGACCGCGUUGCCGCCACAGAUAUAGAGGAAGGAAUGCGCGUUGGUGUGGAUCGCACCAAGUAUCAAAUUCAAAUCCCACUGCCUCCCAAAAUUGAUGCCUCGGUGACAAUGAUGCAAGUCGAAGAAAAGCCAGACGUUACAUAUUCAGAUGUUGGCGGCUGCAAAGAGCAGAUUGAGAAACUUCGGGAGGUUGUAGAGACCCCUCUGCUUUCGCCGGAACGAUUCGUCACGCUAGGUAUCGACCCGCCGAAGGGUGUUCUUCUUUUCGGUCCUCCUGGCACAGGGAAAACGCUAUGUGCCCGUGCUGUCGCUAACCGCACAGACGCAACAUUUAUCCGUGUAAUUGGUUCAGAACUGGUUCAGAAAUACGUCGGUGAAGGUGCUCGUAUGGUUCGAGAAUUAUUCGAGAUGGCGAAGAGCAAGAAAGCCUGCAUUAUUUUUUUCGAUGAAGUUGAUGCCAUUGGUGGAGCUCGUUUUGAUGACGGCGCAGGAGGCGACAACGAGGUGCAAAGAACGAUGUUGGAGUUGAUUAACCAACUGGACGGAUUUGACAAUCGAGGCAAUAUUAAAAUCCUUAUGGCCACAAACAGGCCUGAUACUCUUGAUCCUGCACUAUUGCGACCCGGCCGUCUCGAUCGCCGAAUUGAGUUUUCUUUGCCAGACAACGAAGGCCGUGCUCAUAUUCUGCGAAUACACGCGCGAAGCAUGAACGUUGAACGGGAUAUUCGAUUUGACCUCAUCGCUAGGCUAUGCCCCAAUACUACAGGAGCUGAGCUCCGCUCAGUCGCUACAGAGGCUGGCAUGUUUGCUAUUCGUGCUCGCCGGAAAGUUGCUUCAGAACGCGACUUCUUGGAUGCUGUCGAGAAAGUAGUGAGACAAGGAACCAAGUUUUCGAGCACUCGAAACUAUCAUCGCCGAGCACCAGCGCCAUCCUCUGCAGAAAUGAGGGAAUUGUUGGCAAGAUAUGAAUCCACACCACCGCGACCACUGAACUUAGCUCAACUACUAUCCUACGGACAUCCGACUACCCCAGAGUCUGUCUUGUCAUCUGGGUCAUACGCGUUGGCGGAAUUGCCUAGAAGGCUCGCUACACGGAUUCGCGCUUUGGAGGCGCUUCCCUUUAUUGUAGGCACGAACCCUUACGUCACAAAGACAUUGAACGCGUUUAAGGAAGGUUUUCAAUGGUUGGCAACCCACCCUCCAGUGACAAAUCUUCGAGAAAAUGGUGAGUUUGUAGAGCAGUUAGCAGCUCUGGUUCAGCGACAUGCCAAUGAUAUACCCACCAUGGCGAAAGGGUUCCAAGAAUGCUCUCGAUACAUGUCGCCAACUCAAAUAAGCGACUUUUUGGACGGCGCCAUUCGUAACAGAAUAUCUAUCCGUCUAAUUGCCGAGCAGCACAUUGCGGUGUCGCAGUCAUUAGAUUUUCCAAGCGACCCUACCGCUUAUGUGGGUGUUGUAGACAUGAGAUGCUCCCCCAAAUCCAUGAUAAACAUGUGUGGCUCGUAUGUCACUGAAUUAUGUGAGGCCACACUCGGGGGAAGUCCUGCAAUUAUGAUAGAUGGUUAUACAGAUGCCACAUUUCCUUAUGUUCCUGUACAUCUCGAAUACAUGCUGACCGAAAUCCUAAAAAAUUCGUUUCGAGCAACUGUUGAACAUCAGGCCAAGCUUCACAACCAGAGUGCAUCUUUGAUAACUUAUCCUCCUGUCACCAUAACAAUAUCCCCACCAACUGCGAACAGUACAAAAGGAGCGACGUACUUGUCUAUGCGUAUACGUGAUCAAGGAGGAGGGGUUUUACCUUCUAAUAUGGCCCGAAUAUUUUCUUACGCAUUUACUACGGCUGGACGAGGUUCAGGAUCAAUGUCUGGGGAUGGAGGUGGACCAUACGCUGCCCAACACAUUGGUGGAAGUGCUUCAAUCGGUGGGGAAGACGACGACGCAAAUUCAAACAUUUUCGGUGAAAUCACAGGGAAAGGCCUACAAACGGGAUUGGGGACAAUAGCGGGACUUGGCUAUGGUUUGCCUAUGAGUCGCUUAUACGCUAAAUACUUUGGAGGUUCACUUGACUUUUUCUCAUUGGAAGGUUGGGGGAGUGAUGUAUACCUGAAAUUAAGAUGCUUAGACGAGGCGGGAGAUUCCACCAUUUAA
This is a messenger RNA of Psilocybe cubensis, 2676 nucleotides long. RefSeq lists its product as uncharacterized. Gene Ontology annotation, cellular component: proteasome regulatory particle, base subcomplex. The transcript has 15 exons. Gene Ontology annotation, molecular function: proteasome-activating activity; ATP hydrolysis activity; ATP binding. The coding region runs from base 1 to 2676 and encodes 891 amino acids. NCBI's taxonomy places the organism in Eukaryota, Fungi, Basidiomycota, Agaricomycetes, Agaricales, Agrocybaceae. Gene Ontology annotation, biological process: proteasome-mediated ubiquitin-dependent protein catabolic process. The record is from RefSeq and is a predicted model, not a curated record.